CACGGGAAUCCCGUUUCGGGUGUCGGCACGCGCGAGCGCACGAGGUGGAAGCGACAUGGUCGCGCCGGCUCCGCUCCCCGCCGCCGCCGCCUCGGACUCCGCCUUGGCCCGACUGACCUCAUCGGGCCGGGUGGACGAAGAGCAGGUUAAGAAGGCCGUGGAAGCCCUGCAGACGCAUUCCAAGAACCGGAAGAACGCGAAGGGGCUGCUUCUGAACGAGAAUGAGAAUCUCUUCCUCAUGGUGAUACUGUGGAAGAUUCCCAGCAAAGAGCUGCGGGUCAGGCUGCGCUUGCCCCAUGCCAUUCGAUCCGACUUAGCAGAAGUCUGUCUGUUCACCAAGGAUGAGCCCGAUUCAACGCCAGAGAAGACCAAGAGUUUCUACAGGAAGCUCUUGAACAAGAAAGGAGUUAAAAUCAUUUCACAGGUCGUCCCGCUGCGCACGCUGAAGACCGAGUACAAGGCCUUCGAGGCCAAGCGCCGCCUCCUGGGCAGCUUCGACCUCUUCCUGUCCGACUCGCGCAUCCAGCGGCUCCUGCCCACGUACCUCGGCCGCCACUUCUACAGCCGCAAGAAGUUCCCCAUCCCCAUCAACCUCCAGGCCAAGAACCUGUCGCGCGAGAUCCUUGAGUCCGUGGGUGGGACUGUCCUCAACAUCUCCAAGACCGGCUCCUGCAGCACCGUCCGCGUGGGCCACUGCGGGAUGGCGGCGCGCUGCGUGGUGGAGAACAUCGUGGCUGUCACCAACGGGCUCGCUCAGAAGCUGCCGGAGAAGUGGGAGAGCGUGAAGCUCCUGUACGUGAAGACGGAGAAGUCGGUGGCCCUGCCCAUCUUCUCCUCCUUCGUCAGCAGUCAGGGCGUCAAGAACCGGCUGAUGCAGAAGAAGAAGAAGGAGGAGGAGGAAAUAAAGGAAAAGAAGAAGAAACUUGCCGAGAAAAAGGCGAAGAAGAAACUGGAGAAGCUCAAAAAGGCCGCCAAGGCCGCCUCGACCCCGACCCCCACCUCCGAGGAAGAGGCCCCUGAGACGAGCACCCCUCCGGCGAGCACCCCUGCAGCGCAGAAGGCGGGCCCCGCGGAGAGUCGGGGGGAGGAAGGCAGCGCCGAGGCCCAGCCGGGCGGGCAGAGCGAGCCUGAAGAGGAAAUCCCGACGCUGGUGCCCAUAGAGGCCACGCCCAGGAUGCCAGCGGUGACCCCCGCCCCCCAGGAAGAGGCCCCCGAGACUAGUGCUCCUCCGGCGAGCACCCCUGCAGCGCAGAAGGCAGGCCCCUCGGAGAACCGGGAGGAGGAAAGCAGCGCCAAGGCCCAGCCGGGCGGGCAGAGCGAGCCCAGAGAGGAAAUCCCGACGCUGGUGCCCGUAGGAGCCGCGCCCAGGACGCCGGCGCCCAAGCCGCAGAAGCCCGGGCCCAGGAAGCCUGCCCCGCAGCCGGCCGCCACCCCCCUCGGGCAGAAGAGAAAGUCCCUCCCCGCGCCCCAGACCCCCGCAGCCACCAAGCCCGGCACCCCGGCGAGGGGGACCGGCAAGAAGCCCCGGAUCCAAGAAGAGGCCAAGGACAAGAAUCCCACCGUGGGGAAGAGAGACCCAAGGCCGCAGACGCCGAAGAAGCCAGAGGCCAAGUUCUUCACCCCGGCGAAGUCCGCCAAGACGCCCCGCACCCCCAAGGGCCGCACGCCCGGCAAGCCCAGUGCGUCCCCGGGCAGCUGAGCGCCCGUGUGCCCUGUCUGUCCCCUAGUAAAGUCUCGUGUUGGACCCUG
Molecule: messenger RNA, 1749 nt
Organism: Sorex araneus (European shrew)
Lineage: Eukaryota; Metazoa; Chordata; Mammalia; Eulipotyphla; Soricidae
Gene: RSL1D1
Product: ribosomal L1 domain containing 1
Exons: 9
Coding region: 56-1699 (547 amino acids)
Cellular component (GO): 90S preribosome
Source: RefSeq, a predicted model, not a curated record